AUGGAUGAGUUAAAGCACCAGCGUCAUGCACACGACUCUCCUCAAGAUUAUUUUCUGGCAGCUUUACGACAACGGGAAGAGCAACAACAGGAGCAGCAGCCACAGCAGCAACAUCAAGAAACUAUAAUUCAUUAUCAGGAGCACGAACUAACCCAAAGUCACGACGAAAGUUCUUUGCACGAGGAAAUCCGACAAGAUCACGUUACCGUGGAAGAGUAUGAGGAUGAACUGGAAGGAGAUGAUGGUGAAUGUACAGACCAGGAAUUCCGAUGCCCUUAUCUCACUGAGACCAGAUGUUUCCAUUAUGACAAGCUAUGCGAUGGAGUUGACGAUUGUGGUGACGGCAGUGAUGAGGCGAAUUGUGAAUCGGGCAGCCAGGAGGAUCGCGAAUAUAAUGGUGCACCGGAAACCUCGAUAUCUUCUGGACCUAUGGUCAGACACCCUUACAAUCAUUUUAUACUAUACGGAAUACAUUUUUCCCAUGUAAGGAGUCAUCUGAAAAGUACAGGCUUUUUCACAUCACUUGUUAUGGGGUUGGUUGCUGACUUCCUUAAGGCACGUAUUGCCACUCCUCAACCAUUUGUUCAUCUACACCUGUACACCUGCUCCAUGUAUCGUCAAGAUUGUGACGGCUUCCUUGCUGUCACCUGGGUCUUCUAUCUCCCGCCUUUCGUUCAUAGGCAUAAAGGCACAGUUCACGAUCAAAGAGGUUUCUGA
Molecule: messenger RNA, 717 nt
Organism: Haemonchus placei
Lineage: Eukaryota; Metazoa; Nematoda; Chromadorea; Rhabditida; Trichostrongylidae
Source: the annotation of a GenBank genome assembly